Solanum tuberosum (potato) is the source of this 495-nucleotide messenger RNA. RefSeq names its product agamous-like MADS-box protein AGL62. Gene Ontology annotation, biological process: regulation of transcription by RNA polymerase II. The record is from RefSeq and is a predicted model, not a curated record. NCBI's taxonomy places the organism in Eukaryota, Viridiplantae, Streptophyta, Magnoliopsida, Solanales, Solanaceae. Gene Ontology annotation, molecular function: RNA polymerase II cis-regulatory region sequence-specific DNA binding; DNA-binding transcription factor activity, RNA polymerase II-specific; protein dimerization activity. Bases 1 to 495 code for a protein of 164 amino acids. The transcript is spliced from 2 exons.
AUGACAACAAGAACCAGCAAGGGUCGUCAAAGGGUUGACAUGGUGAAAAACAAGAAUGCGAGGAACUUACAAGUUACGUUUUCUAAGCGUCGUGCUGGAGUUUUCUCCUUUGGUCACCCUAGCGUGGACACGUUGGUCGAGAGGUUCCUUGGAAGGAACCUCCCUCCACCAAAUAACGAUGUCCACAAUCAACAAAUCAUGGCUCGUAGAGAAGCUGGUAUUCUUGAGCUCAAUACCAAGAUUGUGAACCUUGAGGGGGUUCUCCAGAUGGAGAAAAAUCGCGGAGAAUCCCUUCGAGAAAUUAGGAAGAGAGCUAAUGUUCUAUGGUGGGAAUCUCCUAUGGAAGAACUUAACUUAUUACAACUUCAACACUUGAAGAAGGCAUUGAAAAUUCUAAAGCAAAAGGUUGACAAAGAGGCACAAAUGGUGAAUAAUAAUGCAUUCCCAUAUCAGACAUGGAGAAGUGCCUGGACUCCUCCAAAUUGUGUUAGCUAA